ACGAAAACAAGCAUUUCUGUUUGGGAUUUGAGAAUCCUCCUUUCAUAUUCGUAGUUCACACAAACAAGGCAAACCAAAAGAUAAUGGCUGACAUGAAGAACUCAGAACUAAUCUUCAUUCCCUCACCAGGAAUUGGCCACUUAGUUUCGGCUCUCGAGUUCGCAAAGCGCAUAAUCGAUCACGAUUCUCGCAUUUCCUUCACAGUUCUCUGCAUUAAGUUCCCAUUCACUUCUUUUUCAGAUUCCUACAUCAAAUCAGUCUUGGCCUCCCAACCUCGAAUUCGACUCAUUGAUCUUCCUGAAGUAGACCCACCUUCACGAGAGCUUCUGAAAUCUCCAGAAUACUACAUCUAUCUCUUCAUGGAAAGCCUCUUACCCCAUGUCAAAUCCACUAUACAGAACAUCUUGCAUAUGGCUGAUUCAAACCCAGUUGUUGGGUUGGUCCUUGAUUUCUUCUGCAUGUCCAUGGUUGAUGUGGGAAACGAAUUGGGUCUUCCUUCUUAUUUGUUUCUGACCACAAAUGCAGGAUUUUUUGGUACUGUUCUUUCCCUUCAGAAACGCCAAAUUGAUGACGUGUUCAGUGAUUCUGGUCCUGACUUGUUGAUUCCAGGUUUCUCCAGUCUAGUUCCUCGUGGGGUUUUGCCUAAUCCUCUGUUUAGUAAAGAUGGGGGAUAUUUAGCUUUUUAUAAGCUAGCUCAGAAGUUCACAGAGACAAAAGGGAUUAUUGUAAAUAGCUUCUCAGAAUUGGAGCAAUAUGCUUUUGACGACAUACUUAAGGAUGAGAAAAUCCCUCCAGUCUAUUCUGUUGGUCCUGUGAUUGAGCUCAAGGGUCAGCCUAACCCUAAUUUGGACCAAGCUCAGCAUGACAAGAUAAUGAAAUGGCUUGAAGAUCAACCACCUUCCUCAGUUGUGUUUCUUUGUUUUGGGAGCAUGGGAAGCUUAAGUCCAUCUCAAACAAGAGAGUUGGCAAAAGGACUUAAGAAUAGUGGGGUUAGAUUCUUGUGGGCUAUGCGCUCACCACCAACUAAAGACAACGCAGACAGAACCUUAACAGAAGGUUUCUUAGAAUCAACACAGGAUAAGGGAAUGAUAUGUGGGUGGGCACCACAGAUAGAGGUUCUAGCACAUAAAUCCAUUGCUGGGUUUGUAUCUCAUUGUGGAUGGAACUCUAUCUUGGAAAGCCUGUGGUUUGGAGUACCAAUUUUGACAUGGCCUAUUUAUGCAGAACAACAGCUAAAUGCAUUCAGGAUGGUGAGGGAAUUCGGAUUAGCGGUGGAACUGAGACUGGAUUAUAGGACUGAUGGUGAUCUUGUUCUGGCUGAUGAGAUAGAGAGAGGGAUUGCACAGUUGAUGGAUAAAGAUAGUGAGGUGCAUAAAAAGGUGCAAGAGAUGAAAGAGAAGGCCAGGAAAGCUGUCUUUAGCAGUGGAUCGUCGUUCGCUUCUACUGGGCGACUUAUUGAGGAUAUCAUUCGUAAAAAUAGCUGCUGAUGGAUGCUCUUGGUUGUAUUUCAUUGAUGAAUUUGCUUCUUUCUUGAAAGCCACAAGUCUUUUGUGGGAAUAUCCCACCUGGCUUGAAACAACCAUAGUCAUAUAUCAAGGACAGAUUCAAUUUCAAGAAUUUAGCAGUUUCCGAUUCCUCUAUUGAUAUAGUUGCAGCCACGGAACAGCGUUCUCUUACCAUUAAGAAUCUGGAAAUGAAUUGCCUUUCAAUUUGGAAAGUCUGUAUUAUAUAACCUUGCAAGUUGCAUUUUGGAUUUUGUUUAGUUUUGGUAGUCAUCUCAAGUAUACCAUAUUCAAGAGUUGCCGCAUGUUAAUGUUUGUGUAUCAUAGUUAAGUAAGUAAUGAAAUGUAAUCCUUGAUGGAAUUGAACAUUUUUCCUGCUAUAAUGCCUUUUUUUUCACCUGCUAUAA
Prosopis cineraria is the source of this 1909-nucleotide messenger RNA. RefSeq names its product UDP-glycosyltransferase 71K2-like. Lineage: Eukaryota; Viridiplantae; Streptophyta; Magnoliopsida; Fabales; Fabaceae. Bases 84 to 1487 code for a protein of 467 amino acids. The record is from RefSeq and is a predicted model, not a curated record. Gene Ontology annotation, molecular function: UDP-glycosyltransferase activity. The transcript has a single exon.